AUGUCAUCGUAUGUUGAUAAUGAUUCUUCUACCCGACCACCUAUGUUUGAUAAAGAUGAUUUCAGUGGGUGGAAAGGUCGUAUGUCUUUGUUCCUUGAAUCCAUUGACAACAAUAUGCCUGACAUCCUUGUGGAUGGUCCUUAUGUUCCUACAUCGACUUUUGUGAUUGAUGCUGUGGUCAGGGAAGGUCAACCAACCAUUCCUGCCACAGUCAAAUCCAUUGUUAAGGACAAGACAGAUUGGGGAGAUGAGGAUAGGAGAUUGGCCAACUUGGAUGUGAAGGCACGUAACUUCAUUGUCCAAGCUGUGCCUAAAGACAUUUACCAUUCAAUUAAAAUGUGUUCUACAGCAAAGAAAAUGUGGAGUACAUUGACUGUCAUGUUUGAGGGUUGCUCUACUUCCAUGGAAUCUACCACUACUACUCUCACUAGGAGGUAUGAGAGAUUUUUCUCAUUGAGAAAUGAAUCCUUGACUGACACUCAUACUCGCUUUAAUGCUUUAGUGAAUGAUUUAGCUGCUGUUGGAAUUACUAAGAAAACUGAUGUGUUGAAAAGUAAAUUUCUUGAUUCAUUACCACCUAAAUGGAAUAAUUAUAUUUCUUCUAUGAAACUAAGUUCUGUGUAUCAAGAUCUUGAUCUCCCUGGACUUUUUGGUUUACUUCAUAAUCAAGAAUGUUCAGAAGCUGAGAAACUAAUUGUUGUGGGUGAUUCUUAUAGUCAGCCUGCUAGUGCAAUUGUUGCAUCUAUGACUGAACACCCUAGUUCAAUUUCUAAUGAGAUCAUUCCAUGCAUCAAUGAAUCUGUUCCUGUGAUUUCUAACACAAAUUCUGUUUGUUCUGAAUCUGAUGUUGAUGAAUCUGAUGGUGAGGACCUAGCCAAUGAGGUGGCUUUGUUAGCUGAAAGGAUAAGAAGGAGAUCAUUCAAUAAAUUCAAAGGAAAAGGUAGAAGUGGGCAAGCUGAUAAGACCAAGAAGCCAUUUGACGUGUCCAAGGUCACUUGCUACAAGUGUGGUAAGCCUAGACACAUGGCUGGUGAUUGUAGAUCCAAAGAGUCUUCUCAAGCUGUGCCAUCCAAAGGUGGAAGAAAUGAAAAAUACUCAAAGCUCAAGACCAAAUAUAAGGCCUUGAAAGCACAAGUGGCUGAGCCGAGUAAGAAAGUUGAAAAAGAUGAGAAGAGUUUGAUAGCCAAAGACUGGGCUGAGAGUGCCACUUCCUCUGAUGAUGAGAAGUAUAAGGAUGCCAAGUGCUUUAUGGCUAAAGAAAAGUUUGCUGAGGAUCUUGUCAAGAUUCAACAGCAAUCUGAGUUAGCUCACAAGGCAUCUUCAAGUCAGACUGCUCCACCUGAGGUAAAUAUCUUUUCUAAUCUGUGUGACAAUGAAAAACUAUCAAGGCUAAAUAGACUUGGUGAUGAGGUUCUCUUGCAAAAACACUUUAAUCAAGAACUUAAAAAGGAAAUUUCAAUUUUAAAACAAGAAGUAAGCUCAAAGAUUUUCACCAUUGAAAAGCUUGAAUCUGAAGUAAAAGCUCAAAAACAAUUAAAUGCUAUCUUGGUCACUGAAGCUAAAACUUUAGAAGAAAAAGCUGCAAAAUGUGUCAAUGUGCAAGUUCCUCAUCAAGUUCAAGCUAUUUUUGAUGGUGACUAUGAUAGAGCUAUUGCUAUCAGUGAAGUCUGUGCCAUGGAACCUUGUUAUCAGCCUCCUUCACCACCCAAAGUCCAAACCAAAGGAGAGAACUCUAAACAAAUUAUAUUGGUUCAGAAGUCUGGUAAUGGUUUUAAUGAUCCUGAGAAAGUUGGUCAAACCAUUGCUGAAGCUGUGUCUGAAUCUGAUAGGGUAGUUGAAUUAAAACCCGAGGAAACUCUUGAUUUAUCAAACCUAUCAAUUACCCAAUCUGUGUCAAAUUCAAAAUUUAAGUCAAACAAUGGUGAAUCAAAAAGAAAUAAAAGGAAGAUUAGAGAUCAUGUUGUUCUAAAAGAAAAGAGCAAAAUUCUGAAGAAUAAGAAGUCUCUUUCAAAUGGAAAUGUUUUACCAACCGAAUCUGUGUCUAAUCCAAACCACCUCAAAUCUGACUCUGACAAAAUAAUUUCUAAAUAUGUUGAGUCCAGAAAAGGUAAGAUUUCUAAUGACACUAAUUUACUUACAAGUGUGUCUGAUUCAAAUAUUGUUGAUCAAAGUAAAUUAAGGUCUGAAUGUAAGAAAUCUGGAAUAGGCAAAGGUUUGGUUCAAGAGGAAACUCUAAAUGUUGCAAGAAAGAAUUUCAAAUCUGGCAAGGGUCAGGUUAAGCAACAAUGGGUUUCUAAAUGUGAUAAGAAUAUUGGUUCUGUUUCCCAAUCUGAGUCAGACCCUGUGGUCAGCUCUGGUGAACCCAUCCUUAGAGGGGUCCCAAAAUGA
Messenger RNA from Erigeron canadensis, 2388 nucleotides. RefSeq lists its product as uncharacterized. Gene Ontology annotation, molecular function: nucleic acid binding; zinc ion binding. The transcript is spliced from 2 exons. Bases 1 to 2388 code for a protein of 795 amino acids. The record is from RefSeq and is a predicted model, not a curated record. NCBI's taxonomy places the organism in Eukaryota, Viridiplantae, Streptophyta, Magnoliopsida, Asterales, Asteraceae.